Messenger RNA from Xylaria bambusicola, 1338 nucleotides. RefSeq lists its product as uncharacterized. NCBI's taxonomy places the organism in Eukaryota, Fungi, Ascomycota, Sordariomycetes, Xylariales, Xylariaceae. The transcript has a single exon. Bases 359 to 1195 code for a protein of 278 amino acids. The record is from RefSeq and is a predicted model, not a curated record.
UUCAGAGUAUGAGUUCAGCCCUGGUCUGUAGAUAAAGUCCUAGUAACAAUGGUCUUGAAAAGACUACAUACGGAACAAUGCCCUUUGAUCUCUCUGAACGUAUCUAUGAACCAAGAGUCGUGCUUGGAAAACACAUUGUGUUUGUUACUCAGUGUGUUUGUUAGUUCGAGGGUAUAUAAAGAUUCAAGGCCUUUCGCACAAAGGCUCCUAUGAAGCUUUCAAUUGUCACCACGUCUUAGGUCUCGAUUCCACUCAUAAAACCGCUACGAGACCUGAGUAUCCCGAAAACGAUUCUACAGCAAUCAUUUACACGCAUCUAUUACAUCGCAUUACAUUUCUCUCUCAUCGAUCCUGAGCCAUGUCUUCCUUUUCGCAUGAGCAAGUUGAAGAGGCGGUUCAGUUCGUCGAGAGUGAUUUUUCCAACCGGCAAGUUCAUUCUACAACUGGCGAGAAUACUAACCUCGACUUGCAGCCACCACCAGGCCUUUCACCCGAGGAAUAUGAGCAGAGCCUCGUACAGGGACCUCCACCAGGACUUGUUCGUGUGAGCACCCCAACGCCUACACCUAUUCGCCUGCUGACCAACGAGGAUGUGUUCUUAUUCGGCGACUUCGCGAGAUAUCUAGGUGAAGAGGGAAAUAUCGAUGACGAAGGUUUCUGCGUCAAAUUAGAUCUGAAGUGCGGAAUCUGUUUCGAUCAUCGACUUUGGGUCUCUAACGCCACUUCACCCGACGACCACUUUAAUAGCACGGAGCUUUUCGAAGGGCUCGGCGUGUUACCUUGCGGGCAUGUGUUUGGAGCUUCUUGCCUCACAAAGUGGUUGAUGGCCUCCGCCCAAGAAGGCUUCACUAAUGAAGAGGGGGUCGUCUCCUGCCCCGUCUGCCGAUAUUCAUUAGUGUAUGAAUGUGGUCACUAUCUUCCGCCCAUCGAGUACAAUCCAAACAUUGACAGGCGUAACACGGUCCCGCCGACGAUCCCCGAAGGCGGAUUUGUGCCCUUCUAUUGUGAAGAGUGCGCCGAGGGAAUGGUUAAUGAGCACAUUGACAAGAUGCGACGGUUUUUAUUCGGGCCUUGUAACCCGGGGGAUCUGAGAUUUCAUAACUCGGCGGAGAUAAUGCGGCAGACGUCGAGGGAAUUCCGAGAGUUUACUAGGCGGAAGUGGCGGGAGAUGAGAAUUCAACACAACAUGUGGUAAGUAAUUAACGCUGGAUUAAAGGCAAUGAGGUAGGUUCAUGUUGGAAGGAUACAAGUCGGUGUGCAUAAUUGGAGUUCAAAGAGUGUUUCCCACAAAUUUCAAUAUGAAAUUCUGCAUAUUGAUGUAUACAUAGCUGUAGCCAU